CAUGUUCAUAUAUUAUUCCAACGUUGCUGCAACUCUUUUGCUGCUCCCGCUGCGCUGCUACGCCCCACUGUAUUCUCGUCAUAAUCUGUUGUGUGUGUGCGCCGGACUCCUUACGAAGCAACAUCAUCACAAGAUCGAGAUACUCUUGCUUCUCCAUCUCCCCUCACCCCCUUUCCCGACUUUUUACGCAGUGAUGUCGACCGAGUCCCUCGCCUGCACCUACGCGGCGCUGCUGCUGCACGACGCCGGCGUCCCGGUUACCGCCGACAACAUCUCGGCCGCCGUGAAGGCCGCCGGUGUGGAGGUGCGCCCGACGCUGCCCAUCAUCUUCGCCCGCUUCCUCGAGAAGAAGUCGGUGGACUCGCUCAUGGCGGCCGCGGCGGCCGUGGCGCCGGCGGCGGCGGAGGCUCCUGCGGCUGCGGCCGGCGGUGCUGCCCCGGCUGCCGGCGGCAAGGCCAAGGAGGAGAAGAAGAAGGAGGUCGAGGAGGAGGGCGACGACGACAUGGGCUUCGGUCUGUUCGACUAA
This is a messenger RNA of Leptomonas pyrrhocoris, 526 nucleotides long. RefSeq names its product putative mitochondrial 60s acidic ribosomal protein P2. Gene Ontology annotation, molecular function: ribonucleoprotein complex binding; protein kinase activator activity; structural constituent of ribosome. Gene Ontology annotation, biological process: translational elongation; cytoplasmic translation. The transcript has a single exon. Lineage: Eukaryota; Euglenozoa; Kinetoplastea; Trypanosomatida; Trypanosomatidae. Bases 2 to 526 code for a protein of 174 amino acids. The record is from RefSeq and is a predicted model, not a curated record. Gene Ontology annotation, cellular component: cytosolic large ribosomal subunit; ribosome.